GCCCCGAAACUCCGGAUCAAUGAGCGGUGGCGCGGGGCGGGGCGUAACGCCCGGCCCCCGCUGCCGCCUUUCGGUUUCUCUCUUUUCCAGGAAGGAAAACACCGGCGAGGAUCGGGGCCGCGCCCUCCCCCACCUUCCGCGCCCCCUCCCUCUUCCCCCGCCCCCAUCGCCUCUCACGCGGAGCUGCGCGGGCAGAGAGCGCGCAGGGCAGGCGCGCGCGAAGCCGUCGGCGUGCGGGGGGGGCGGCGGCGGCGGCGGCGGCGGCGGAUCGAGGAGGGGACCCGGCACCGGGGACCGGCGGGGUGACCCCCCCAGCCCCGGCAGCGCCGCGCCCGCCCCCGGCCGCGCUGCCGGCGGUAACUUCCCCUUGAGGGGACGGGCCGGGUGGGGCCGCGCCGCCGGGCCGGGAGAGGAGCGUAAAGUGGGGAAAGCCCGAGAACUUCCCGUCUGCCCGUCUGCGCCUGCCCCACCGGGCUCCGCAGAGUCCCUCCUGAGAGAUGUCCGACGCUCCUGCUCAGUGUUGCAUCAAGGUUUGCAGCCCGUUUACUGGAGCAGGGAGGAUGUGGCACAGUGGCUCAGGUGGGCGGAGAAGGAGUUUUCCUUGAGGCCGAUUGAGAGCAACACUUUCGAGAUGAACGGCAAGGCUCUGCUGCUCCUGACCAAAGAGGACUUCCGAUACAGGUCUCCUCAUUCGGGUGAUGUUUUAUAUGAACUCCUUCAGCAUAUCCUGAAGCAAAGGAAAGCUCGUAUGCUCUUCACACCUUUCUUCCACCCUGGGAACUCUAUCCAUGCUCAACCAGAGGUCAUAUUACACCAGAAUCAUGAUGAAGAUAGCUUUGUCCAGAGACCUUCAAGACCAUCCACAGAAACAGUCCACCACAACCCCCCAACCAUUGAACUGUUGCAUCGUUCUAGAUCGCCCAUCAGUAACAACCACCGUCCAUCACCAGAUCCCGAUCAGCGACCACUCAAGUCCCCUAUGGACAACACUAUCCGUCGCCUCUCCCCAGCCGACAGGGUGCCGGGAACGAGGCAUCAUCAUGAGAACAACCAGCAAGAGCCUUAUCCUCUCUCAGUGUCCCCAGUAGAAAACAACCACUGCCCGCCUCCUUCUGAGGUGCUCCAGAAGCCCUCCAGCCCUCGCCAGGAGAACACCAGGGUCAUCCAGCUGAUGCCCAGCCCUAUCAUGCAUCCUUUGAUAUUGAACCCCAGGCACUCCGAUUUCAAACCACCAAGGCUGUCUGAGGAUGGGCUGCACAGGGAAGUAAAGCCAAUCAACCUGUCCCACCGAGAAGAGUUAGCUUAUAUGAACCACAUCAUGGUGUCUGUAUCCCCUCCUGAGGACCAUGCAAUGCCAAUUGGAAGAAUAGCAGACUGUAGGUUGCUUUGGGAUUACGUUUAUCAGCUGCUUUCUGACAGCCGGUACGAAAAUUUCAUCCGAUGGGAAGAUAAGGAAUCCAAAAUAUUUCGGAUAGUGGAUCCCAACGGGCUGGCCCGGCUGUGGGGAAACCACAAGAACAGAACAAAUAUGACUUAUGAGAAAAUGUCCAGAGCUCUACGCCACUACUACAAACUAAACAUUAUCCGGAAGGAGCCAGGACAAAGGCUUUUGUUCAGGUUCAUGAAGACCCCGGAUGAGAUUAUGAGUGGCCGAACAGACCGCCUCGAGCACCUUGAAUCCCAGGAACUGGAUGAACAAAUAUACCAAGAAGAUGAGUGCUGAAGGAAACAGGUGCACCACCUCUGUGGGUCCAUGGGAGAAACAUCUGCCUGGAUGGUUGGCAUGGUUUGGGAGGGGAAGCAACAACACAGAAGCAGUACUUGAGGUUGCCGCUUAGCUUGAAAACCACACAGGACGUGAAGCACCUUAACAAAACAAACUAACAGGCAGAAGUGGUGCUGGCAGAAAAGCAAAGGGGAGAAAGCCUGGACUUGUGCACUACUUCACUGUUCCUACAAAGUCUCCCUUGAGUUCUUUCCUUUUUUUUUUUGUUGUUUGUUUGAGUUGGGGGGGGGGUUAUUGGGUUUUUUUCCCUAAUAAACAUGCAGUUUGACUUUCCUUAUCUUACAUAGGACAAGAUGUCA
This is a messenger RNA of Pipra filicauda (Wire-tailed manakin), 2085 nucleotides long. It is a transcript of the gene ETV6, whose product is annotated as ETS variant transcription factor 6. Gene Ontology annotation, biological process: regulation of transcription by RNA polymerase II; cell differentiation. The record is from RefSeq and is a predicted model, not a curated record. Gene Ontology annotation, molecular function: sequence-specific DNA binding; DNA-binding transcription factor activity, RNA polymerase II-specific. Bases 20 to 1723 code for a protein of 567 amino acids. The transcript has 7 exons. Lineage: Eukaryota; Metazoa; Chordata; Aves; Passeriformes; Pipridae. Gene Ontology annotation, cellular component: nucleus.